CUUGCUGGACGAAAAGUUCAUAAAUAUAUUUUUCUUCUGCAAGAAGUGUUCACACGCCAUUGUUCGCGAGCUGCGUAAAAUAUAGGAAAACUACUUGUGAUACGGUCAAAUCUUGCAGAAUAUAACAAAAAAGUGAAAUUAUUUCCUAGACAGUUUGAGCAGUACUCUAGAGGAUCGUCCUUGCAGCAGCGGAACUAAAUCUCCUAAACAUGGCACGUUAUCGCGAAUGGGACCUGCAGUGUAAGGUUUACGUUGGCAAUCUGGGUUCGUCGGCUUCGAAACACGAAAUCGAAAGUGCCUUCGGCAAAUACGGUCCCUUGCGGAACGUAUGGGUGGCCCGCAAUCCGCCUGGUUUCGCUUUCGUUGAAUUCGAGGACAAACGUGACGCUGAGGACGCAGUUCGUUCGCUGGACGGAUCAAGAUGCUGUGGCACCCGAAUCCGGGUGGAAAUGUCUUCCGGUCGUACUCGCCGUGACGACCGUACCCGUCGGCCUCGUCGUUCGUACAGGGCAAGUUCUUCUAUGAAACUCCACGUCAGCAACUUCCGCCACAGAACUUCAUCUAACCAACCUUCUACUAGUAGCUCUACUAUUAAGCCUAGCGCAACCAUCAACUCCACCACCACCACAACAGCCAUCACCACAACCAAAAAAAUCACCACUAUCACCACCACCAAAAAGACCUCUUCAGCCUCUUCGAUCUUUUCUAGACUUGUUUGCUUUUUCGACGCGCAAGUUCUUCAAGUAGUCUCCCAACAAACACCACAACUACCAACAGUACAACUACUGCUACUACUACAACUACUAGCUAAGCAACAACUGCGGCUACUGGUGCAAUCGCCAACGUCAGCAUUUCAACAGCUGCUGCAUCGUUCGACGACGUCGUUGCUGCUGCCGCUGAAAACAAGCACAAAACACACUUGCUCUCAACUGCAGCAUCACCUUCUGCACUUUGUCCUUCCAACUUGAGAAAGUUCACUCUAAUGUUGAACUGUGGGGACAUCAAAAUUUGCCAACAUGUGCAUAGGUUUGGCGGUCAACGAACCGAACAAAAAAUCAUCGAUCUACUACUGGCAUCAGGUCCAUCAGGGUACAGCGCUUCAGCGAUCUUCUGAGUUUUCUCCCGACUCUAGUUUUCGUCCGGGCAACCAACCAACCAACCAAUCAUCAACUUCUCCAGCAACAAUCGUCCUCAUCUCAUCAGUCUUCUGAAUUGCUUCCUCCAACGAUACGCCAUCGCGUCAACCCUUCUACUACUACUAUUACUACUACUACCACCACACCACCAUGAAUGCCACCACCUCUAGUACUACUGCUACUACUACUACUACUACUACUACUGCUGCUUCUAGCCAAGUGUAGUGCGUCAAGCUAAUCAACCGUUCGUGUCCUCUUCUCCGCGUAACCAACAUUGAAUCGCGCGCUGUCUUCAGAUCAAAACAAAAAAAUAAAAAAAUACAACCGCAGUCUGGCAUCAACUGGCAUCAAAAAAACCAACGAUACCAGGCCAGGGCACGUGCCACAACCACCUCAGCUCGUCAGUCACCACCACACCACCAACAUCCUAGCUUUUUUAGAGUUAUGCCACAGGCCCUCUCCCUUCAAAUACAGAAAAAAUCGCCUGCAAAACAGACAUUACUUGGAAAAGGUAGGAUGAUUUGAAUUCCUGUAUUUUUUGUUUUUAGUUCUGUUGGAAGGUCGAUUUUCAGCUCUUACAUUUUCUAGGACUUUCUGUUUGUAUUUUUUUAAUGUAAUCCGUGUAUGAGUGAGUAAACACCACCAGCCUCUCAUUCGACAUGUGUCCUGUACUAUUUUUCUUCGUUCUCCCUAACAAAUUCCUGUACCUGAUUCGUCCCGUCCAUCCUAACCUUACCUUUGUCACACAUCAUCACAGGUCAUCCUGGGUUCAAUCCUGCUCAGCUGAGCUCAGAAUAUUUUCCUCUUUCAAACGAUUCAAAGCAACAAAGCUGCGCAGUUUUUCAUCAUCAUCCAUCAUUAACAACCCUGCGGCUGCGGGAUGGCCACUUCAUUGACUUGCAAAUGACACACACCCAAAAACGAACACACAUCCUACAUAAAAAUUGUCAAAACGGUCGACGUGUCGUCAUCGUCGUCUCAACGGCUCCGCAUGCCCACGUCGCUUCCUCGCUCGGACGCUUCCGCUGCUACAGAAAACAGUCAACCACAAGAAAAAAUCUGCCCUUUUGGAACCGACACAGUUAACCACAUCGUUUCCGUUUUGUUUGUUUUCUUCUUUUUCUCCCCGUUCCUUCAACGACGGUAGAUCCCGUUCGCCACGCCGUUCCCGAUCACGUUCCCGUAGUAUGAGCCGCGAUCGUGAACGUGACCGUCGAAGUCGCAGCGGAUCCCGGGACCGACGCUAGGAUGUGCCCUCGUGCCCGGUUGCGCACAAACGGAGGUUGAUGUGGAAGGGAGGAGGCAGCGCACCUCCCAAAACAGCCGAACUCGCCACGUUUUUACGUAUAAAUAUAUAUAUUUGAUUAACAGAUUUUGACAGAAACUCGAGGAGAAUACUACAAAGUUCAAACAGCAGAAUUUUCAACCAACAUUUCGUUUUUUGAGAGCAGCAGCAAUCCGAACAGCGGAAAAGUUUGAUUUUUACACCGAUUCAGUAGUUUGUAGGCAUUUUGAAUUAGAACUAGCAUUAAUCUCGCGCAUCAGUAUCCUUGGAAAAGAGAAAAUUUGUGUAGAUAGGUUUGUUGUAGGUUGGUUCACCGUGGCAGCGAAGCAGAGAAGCUGUAGGUGUUAUAUCCUUUAAGGCACACUCAUACACACACAUAUAUACGCAUACAUAUGUAUUCACGGUUCAAUUUUCCUUCUCAUCCUUCCGAAGAAGAAUGCAUUUCGAAUUCGAUUGAUUUAGACGAUGAGCUCAUAGCUGAGGACAACAGAGAAAAAAAAGUACUCAACAAGUAGUACAGAACUAGAAAAAAAAUCAUAAACCACUUCUAUUACUAUUUUAGGACAUAUACAUGUAUUUUUAGUUAUCUUACGCAAUAAAGUGAGAUAUAAUAUUACUGGA
Molecule: messenger RNA, 3042 nt
Organism: Malaya genurostris
Lineage: Eukaryota; Metazoa; Arthropoda; Insecta; Diptera; Culicidae
Gene: Rbp1
Product: RNA-binding protein 1
Exons: 4
Coding region: 210-968 (252 amino acids)
Biological process (GO): mRNA splicing, via spliceosome
Cellular component (GO): nuclear speck
Molecular function (GO): RNA binding
Source: RefSeq, a predicted model, not a curated record